AAGUAAGUAAAGAGAGAGAGAGAGAUGAGUCCCAUCCUCGAAAUCCAUCUUCUUCGAUUCUUCGAUGGAAUCCUCCCUCUCUCUCUCUUCUCAAUCCUCGUCCGCGACCCCUCUUCGAUCCCUCUCUCGGUCAUCCUCAACCCUUUUAACCCCCAGAUCCGUCUCAUUCCCAAAGAGGAGAGCUUUGGCGUCGAGGGCUGUGAUUAGAUCCGAGGUUAAGAUGGAGGAUCCGUCAGUGAGCCCUAGGGUUAGCUCUCUCAAACCCUCGAAGACCAUGGCGAUCACCGAUCAGGCUACCGCGCUUGUUCAGGCUGGGGUUCCUGUUAUCGGAUUGGCCGCUGGGGAGCCCGACUUCAAUACCCCCGGUUCCAUUUCUGAGGCUGGGAUAAAUGCUAUUCGUGAAGGUCACACAAGGUACACUCCCAAUGCUGGAACUUUGGAGCUCCGUAAAGCAAUUUGUCAUAAACUCCAAGAGGAGAAUGGUUUGACUUAUGCACCGGAUCAAAUUCUUGUCAGCAAUGGAGCGAAACAGUGUAUCAUGCAAGCUGUUCUUGCAGUUUGUUCACCUGGAGAUGAGGUGAUAAUCCCAGCACCAUAUUGGGUCAGUUACCCUGAAAUGGCUAGGUUGGCUGAUGCAACACCAGUAAUACUGCCAACAGAUAUAUCAGACAAUUUUCUAUUAAAACCGGAGUCCUUUGCAUCAAGACUUAAUGAUAAAUCAAGGCUGCUGAUUCUUUGUUCUCCAUCAAACCCAACUGGAUCUGUUUAUCCCAAGAAGUUGCUCGAGGAGAUUGCUGAUAUAGUUCGGAAACACCCAAGGCUUCUGGUUUUAUCAGACGAGAUUUACGAGCAUAUUAUAUAUCCUCCAGCAGAACACACAAGCUUUGCUUCAUUACCGGGCAUGUGGGAAAGAACCUUGACUGUGAAUGGAUUUUCUAAGGCAUUUGCGAUGACUGGUUGGCGACUUGGAUAUCUUGCAGGCCCUAAACACUUUGUAACAGCUUGUGGAAAGAUCCAGAGCCAGUCCACCUCCGGUGCCAGUAGCAUUUCCCAAAAAGCAGGACUUGCAGCGCUAAACCUAGGUUAUGCCGGCGGUGAAGCAGUUUCCACCAUGGUAAAAGCAUUCAAGGAAAGGCGAGAUUUCCUCGUGAAAAGUUUCAGAGAGUUGGAGGGCGUAAAAAUAUCAGAACCCAAGGGUGCCUUUUAUCUUUUCAUGGAUUUCAGUUCCUACUAUGGAGCGGAGGUAGAAGGAUUUGGGACUAUAAAGGACUCAGAGUCCCUUUGCCGAUUCCUAUUGGAUAAGGGACAGGUAGCUCUCGUCCCUGGGGAUGCCUUUGGAGAUGAUAAAUGUAUCAGAAUGUCAUAUGCAGCAUCUCUACCUACACUACAAGAGGCGGCAAAGAAAAUAAGAGAAGCCGUGGCUCUUCUCAAGCCUCGCAUCCCCAUUUAACGUUGACAAUUGGAUUUACCUCAGCUUGCAGUAGAUUCUGUCAUUGAUUUCCGUUUCAACACAAUAAGGUAAAUUUGAGAAAGGGGAAGGGGGGGAAAAGGGUCCCUGAAAGGUCUUCUGUAUUUGUAAACUCCACUGUAUUUAUGAUGCUCUGUUAAUGUUGCAGGCAUUCAGUUAUGGGACACUUUCUUAAUAAAGAAAUGGAAUGUUUUGUCAGAUUACUCUUA
Molecule: messenger RNA, 1677 nt
Organism: Asparagus officinalis (garden asparagus)
Lineage: Eukaryota; Viridiplantae; Streptophyta; Magnoliopsida; Asparagales; Asparagaceae
Product: bifunctional aspartate aminotransferase and glutamate/aspartate-prephenate aminotransferase
Exons: 10
Coding region: 65-1450 (461 amino acids)
Biological process (GO): biosynthetic process
Molecular function (GO): catalytic activity; pyridoxal phosphate binding
Source: RefSeq, a predicted model, not a curated record